AUGCUGUUGACUGGCGAAAUUCCACCUUCGCAAGGAGCAAUAUCCUUUGACACCGAUUUUUUGUUAUCAGACAUAUCACUAGAUCCCUCAGCAAUUCACCGUGGUGCCGUUAAUGGGGGUUCAUUGGCUGAUGAGUCAACAUUAAUGACUCCUGAAGAUUUUCGUUCUCCAUUGCCAUGUGCAUUGACUUUCAUUGUCUCCACUUUUUUUGUAAAGUUCUCAUCGUCUCGCCACCUGGUGUCCUUGGAAAAUCCCCUCUACAUCUUCAGCAACUUUGUCAUGUCGCCUGAUCGAUUCAGAUUUUCCUCAGUAAAAUUUGAAUCAGUUUGA
Messenger RNA from Acaulospora morrowiae, 330 nucleotides. Lineage: Eukaryota; Fungi; Glomeromycota; Glomeromycetes; Diversisporales; Acaulosporaceae. The record is from the annotation of a GenBank genome assembly.